AUGUCGCUGCCACUUAGCGUUGUCGAGAAUAUCCUGGACUAUGCCGAUUAUCGAACUCUGGUGAAGUUCUCAAGAUCAUCGCGAAUGGCUUAUUCCGUAGCCCAGCCCUUUUUGCAGUACGUUACCUCAAAAUAUGAAAAAUCAGAAUGGCCGGUUUGAGAUGAGCAUUCUGUGGUAGAUAAAAUCCGAUAUAGAACGGACUUGCUUUUUACACAGAUGUCCAUGCGGAGAUUGGAAUCCACUACAAAUUUCUUACGUUCGAAUGAAACAGAUCGACAAACCCAACUCUCAUUUUUAACCGGCUAACCUAAAUAACUUUGAAUUUCGCUCUCGACGAUAAGAUAAUUCUACUAGACGGCUUGAUAUCUCUACAAAAUCCUUCAAAAAAAUUUUUUGAGAAUUUUUUUUCAUGAAUUCUGCCCAGAAAACGCCCCCAAAAAAAAGCAGAAAGCGAGGAAGAUUAUCUUACAAAGUUUUUCAGAAGGAAAAAAGCGCCAAUCAGCGCAACAGUUUCUUUCCACCUUCACAAUAACCCCGAAAGGGACUGUGUUUGCGUGGAGAACAUUCAAGGAGGGGACAAACGAAUUGAAGUGAGCUCAGAACUGUUUUUCACUUUUUCUGAGUUUCGAUUGAGUCAUAUGAAAGUAUAUCGUUCAGUGGAAAAACGAUGAAGGCUUCGAAGAGGAGCUGUACAAGAAGCUCAGCAAGUACGUCUUCACGAAUGUUAAAAUGCAUAAGAUGAGGUUUUCUUACUUCAAGAAAACAGGUGUUCUUACGAAGUUUGCCGAAAUGGGUCUUUUCAAGGAGGCGAAAACGGUGAGUUCAGUUACCAUUGACGCAAAAAUCAAUGCACACUAUGUUUUUUGGCGAUAACUCAGUCAAAUUUAAGCUGAUUGAGCUCAAGUUCCAUGUUUCUAAGUGAUGUUCUUUGCCGUGGAAAUUUCAAAAAGUCGUAGCUAUUUUUAACCCAAAAGUUUGAUGGUCACGAAAAAUAAUUGAAUUUUGUACGAGCCCUUCAAAAAUUCAGUUUCUCUAAGCCUUGCAUAAGUAGCCAUGUUCAAAUUGAAGCUGAUACGAGGCAGGUUGUAUGAAUUGCUUUUCGAGCGAAACUGUUUCUGAAUUAAUUUCAUAAUAUUUCGUACUCAAAGGAUAAUUCCAGCUAACCUUCGACGUCGACAAGCGGAUGGCGUACAGGAACUAUGCGAAUUGGUUCCCCAACCUUUAUCGCUUUGACGGCAAGAGCUAUCCGGGUAUUCUGAACGUCCGAAAGCAGUUCAUUGGCCUGCCAACCUUCCGCAAAAUUAUUAGGAAUUAUCCUGCUUCGGAGUAUUUCAGGUUAAUUUGAAGAAAAUUAACCCAACGUAGAAAAAUUUAGAAUGCAUAUGAAUGUGACCAGGGACGUCAUAUUGACAAACGGCUGCCUCAAUUUCAUCAUGGAGCAGCACAAACUCAAGAAGACGCCUCUGAAAGUGUUCGUCCUCGACGGGGAGUUCCUGUUUAGGGCGAGCGUAAAUAAACUUAUCAAGUUUCUAGAGGUAUUUGCACUGUUUUGUAUGAAAUCUCAUUGACAUUUUGCAAGUUUGCCGCGUGGAGUUGUACGGAGUACAAGUCGAGGAAGCCGCAGGAUGAGGAGAAUGGGCCGGAGCAAAAUGUAAGUAGAACUAACUAAAUUUCUUUUGUGCCAGAAAAAUCACAUUGAAGUGGUGAUAGCUUAAAACUGCAGUCUCCAAAAACUCUCGAAUUAUUCAUUUCAGUACUGUAAAUUGUUCAGAUCUUUUGCAAGCUUCACAGAUGUACUUUCUGCAGAAAAAUUUGAUUCAAUUAGAUACAUUUUUUUCUAAUUAGAGACAUUUAUUUUUAUAUUCAUUUCACUCAAACACAAAAAAAUACAUUGAUCUUUAAGAUAUUUUUCAGGGGCCUCGAUGCUACAUCGAAAUCGGUUCUCCAUACAAGAGGAGCAACGACGACAGCAAGAAGAAAAUGAAACUCGCCCUCCAGCGAAUGGGAAUAACUCCAACAGAAACGGCAUGGAAGCUUGAUGAGCAUCUUUUUUCAUUUUGUUAUGUAUUUGAAUUGGGAGGCACCGAAAUGGUUUUCCGUUUGCAAGACCCUCCCAACAAAACGGAAUUCAAAAACGUCAUCGAAGAAAGUCCGUAUGACGAUCUUUACAUUUCAUAG
Messenger RNA from Caenorhabditis auriculariae, 2178 nucleotides. NCBI's taxonomy places the organism in Eukaryota, Metazoa, Nematoda, Chromadorea, Rhabditida, Rhabditidae. The record is from the annotation of a GenBank genome assembly.